Messenger RNA from Clavispora lusitaniae ATCC 42720, 2799 nucleotides. RefSeq lists its product as uncharacterized. NCBI's taxonomy places the organism in Eukaryota, Fungi, Ascomycota, Pichiomycetes, Serinales, Metschnikowiaceae. The record is from RefSeq and is a predicted model, not a curated record.
AUGAGCUCUUCACUAUGGGCCUUCGAGGCAGCACGAAAGAACUCAGAAUCGGCUCCUUUGCCUGGCACUUCCCGCCACAUCACAUCAGAAAUGUAUGCAAACUUGGAAAUCGCGAGAGACGGGAUCCUGGCGUUGAACACGCAAAUCCUCACGUAUGCGCUGGCUCUCAAUGAGGUCAUUGAAGAUAUCAACUCGGGAAGUAUAUCCCUGGCGAUCGAACAGUUGCAUGCUUUGGACUGUGACCCUAUUGUUCCGGCAGAUACGACUACUAUGGGAUCCUAUUCGAGUUUUUCCAGAACAGAUCAUUCGAUAACUGGAACGACGCAAAUUCAAGAGCAACUUAUAGAAAAAAUUCCGGCUCCUACCCUUUCACUUGAAAGAUCAGAAGUUAAGGGACUGCUGAUUCUGCCGUUCAAUCCUGUCGUUCUGCCACAUGCCGAUACGAAUAAUCAGAUGGACCUAUCUCCUUCUGUUGCAUCUGCCAAAGCUCACAUUCACACAGUGGUCAAAGAAAAAACCGGCCAGACGUCAACGGACCGGGGAAACCACCACAUCCUAGCAGAACGGAAACUCGAUGCUACUGACACUGAAUUAAAUCAUUCAUUUGCUGAAUCAACUCAAACGCGCUCAGCUAAGCAAAAAUAUGUGGAACCAAAACCUAACAACGUUGUUACAGAAUCCCCUAACGCAAACCAUAUUUCUAAUGACGACUUGCAUCGUUAUCUGAAUAUAAGAUACAACCACACAUCUUCAAUUGGUUUAUCACCAGCUCGGCUACCGCGCAACCCAGCGCCUCUGACUUCACCUAAUGUUGACUUAUCUUUUAUCCCUAUUGCUAAUACUAUCAAUCCACACAAAUUCGACAAGGUUAUCCUGGAUACAAAUGAGCAUAGUUCACCAGGCCAAAGCGACUUGUCUUUCCAGGCUAUCAGCACUGCGAUCAGAAAGAGUUUUGCUGGAAAAUUGUCUAUGGGGAAUUUUACCACUAACCAACCACUUUAUGACUCGACGAGAAAUGGUUCAGAGAACGAUGCAGAGGACAAAAUAGAGAAAGUGCAGCAAACGGAUAUGAAAACGAAACCAUCUCUAAGACACACGCUAGCCGCACAAACGGUACGAAGUAAACCAGUCCGGAAAAGCUCACGACGCUCGUCCGUUUUCGUAUCUCUUCCUGAAAGAGAGCCCAUUAAUUAUCAGGGUCAUAACAACAAGAAACCAGAAGUCCUUGAGGCAUCCGCUAUUUCUAAGGAUAGUGCAACUUCUGGUAAUGCUAAUAAGGUCUCCCACAUGAAAGGCAAAGUGAGCCUAGUCAAACAUACUUUCCCGAAUAAUCAAAACCUCCCGACCAAUAAUGGCGUCACGAAAGAUACCUCUUCCACAUCCACCUUGAAGCCUGAAGAGAAUGCCACUUUGAAACCUGAGCAUCAGACUAUUUUAGAACCUGACCAACCUACCAGCAUAGAACCUGAGGAGCAUAUGACUUUGAAGUCUGAACAGGAACAGCGUAUCAGACUCACAACUGGCCCUAAACAGAGCGGUCAAAAGGUUAAUGCCUUCGAGAAGACCGGAAAACUUAGCAUGAACACAGUUCCUAAAGUUGCGCCUCCCAUCUCUAAGCCCCUUAGGUCGCGUUCUCCGCCCAUCCAAAGACCAAAGGGCCAUCUACUGAAUAAACCUGCAAGUCGAACAACUACUUCUGGCUCACCUCGUCAGGAAACAUCGCAUUAUUCGAGAAGAACACCUUCUCCUUUACGAACUAGAUUAAGAAGAUCUAUUCAACAGCCUGAUUUCCGAUCCACUUCAACAAUUGAAGAUGUGAAAAAGGCCCUGGAUACGUCUUCAGUUAAUACGAGAAAUCAAAAUGCGGAAGACCGGGCAUCUCCUACGUCGCAAGAAAAAGUUAACCAACUUACUACUCUGGCUUCAGACAGGACCUCAAAGCUGCGUGAAACGAUCAUGAGAAACCGCUUCCUAACAACGAAAUUAAAUCCAGAGAACCCACCACAAUUCAAUCCUACCAAACCGCAGAAGAAGCAGAUAUCACCGCUGAAGGGGGCAAUUAAUUCGAAAAGCGAUCAAGAAAAUCGUAAUGGUAAAGCUAAUGUCUAUGGCGCUAAAUUUGAGAACGUGAGACAGAAACAAAAGAUCACUAUCUCGCUUAGUCAUAAACUCGAACCUCCUACUCUCACGGGCUCUAAAUCUCCACGUAUCCCGCGAAAACCGGGAACAAGUCCAGCCAAAGGUCGUUCAGUCAGUCCAAUCAAGGGCCGCUCAGUUAGUCCAAUUAAGGGCCGUUCAGCUAGUCCGAAGAAAAGCCCUUCAAGAGCGAAAACAGAAGGCGACUCUAACAAAAAUGGGAUGGUUAGAAAGAGCAUCAAGCGUCCUCCGGAACCGAAUGAAUUGCAUAUAGUACCGAGGAAAAGAGCUGGUGGGAAUGCUGUUCCUCUUCCAGAUGCAGCUCGUGGGAUUUUCACUAGAGAUCGACUGAAGGGCCCAGCAAAAUCAUCGAAGGAGAAAGUAACGCCCGUUAAAUCUACUCGAUCUAAAUCUACAGAAUUGGACAAAUAUUCACCGGAAACUCUCCCAGAUAUCCCUUCAGAAGAUGAUGUUCUGCGGAGCCAGAAAUACAUCAAGAGCUGGGCAGAAACACCAGAGAUCCUUCGUACCAUGAAGGAGAAGCAAGCCAUGGACCCUGUCGAUGUUUUUGGUGAAGUUCCGGCGCUAAGGAUCGAUGAUGUGUUCGACACAGUAGCGUCGAGGCAACGUGGCCAAGCAUCUCCAACGAAGUGGAGUCCCUAA